UGUCUAUGGUCGGCUUUCUACUUCCGCUUACGUAAGGAACAACGGCGUGAUUAUGGCAUCCUGAGUGACGGCGUGCGGCGCAUGACUCUUGUGAGGCAAAUUUAAAAAGUUCAUUUUCUGUUCUAAGCUAAAAUGAUUCUACUAUCGAACCGUAUGAAACUGUGCUCGCUGGCGUUGGGCGCUGCGAGACUGUACAGCAACGGCCCGGCGGCUGUCAGCAACCCGACUGUCUACUUUGACAUUUCGGCCGAUAACGAGCCUCUCGGCAGGGUAACGUUCGAGCUCAACGCUGAAGUGGUGCCAAAAACUGCAGAAAACUUUCGAGCGCUGUGCACGGGGGAGCACGGUUUUGGCUACAAGGGCUCCACCUUUCAUCGGGUCAUCCCUCAGUUCAUGUGUCAGGGUGGUGAUUUUACAAACCACAAUGGAACAGGUGGCAAGUCCAUUUACGGAUGGAAGUUUCCCGAUGAAAACUUCAAGCUGAAGCACACUGGUCCUGGCAUCUUGUCAAUGGCCAAUGCAGGACCCAACACCAACGGAUCGCAGUUCUUCAUCUGCACCAGCAAGACAGAUUGGCUGGACGGUCGCCACGUGGUCUUUGGCAGCAUCAGCAAGGGACUUGACGUGGUCAGGAAGAUGGAGACCUUGGGCUCGUCCUCGGGGCGCACUGCAAAGAAGAUCACCAUCACAGACUGUGGCCAGCUCAAGUAGAUGCUGCGGCAAUGUCUUGCCAUUAAAUGUGAACCUGAGCCAUUACCUUCAAGGAAAGGGGGGGGAGUCGCUGAUAGUGCACUUGCCUGACUUGUGUGCUGACACCGUGAGGUCAAUUCUUGCAUAUGACGGUGUGAAUUGGUGCUUGUGUGUGACAAAAAAAAAGAGAGAGAAAAACCUUCAAGGAAAGGGGACAAACAAUAAAACUAUCUUCCUGUUUUGUUACAGUGACACAA
Messenger RNA from Syngnathus acus (greater pipefish), 947 nucleotides. It is a transcript of the gene ppifb, whose product is annotated as peptidylprolyl isomerase Fb. Gene Ontology annotation, molecular function: peptidyl-prolyl cis-trans isomerase activity. Gene Ontology annotation, cellular component: mitochondrion. The coding region runs from base 133 to 711 and encodes 192 amino acids. Gene Ontology annotation, biological process: regulation of mitochondrial membrane permeability involved in programmed necrotic cell death; cellular response to hydrogen peroxide; protein folding. The record is from RefSeq and is a predicted model, not a curated record. The transcript is spliced from 7 exons. NCBI's taxonomy places the organism in Eukaryota, Metazoa, Chordata, Actinopteri, Syngnathiformes, Syngnathidae.